AUGGAAGAAAAUCUCCGGAUCACUGAUAUCCCUGCCUUGACAAAGGCAACGUGGGAAGUCUACAAUCAGUGUCAGACUUUCGCGAAAGAUGCCCCCGAUGGGUUUCGCAACCUCGUUACGCGAUUGGGAUCGCUACAGGGUGUGAUGCGAACCCUGAGUGAUGACUUUAUCUCCCAUACAGCAUUUUUCGAGCAAAUGAACGAAGACCGUCGAUUGAUACUGGAGCGAUGUCUGAAUGGUUGCUUUGAAACCUUGACUUGGUUGACGAGACUUCUUAACCGGUAUCGAGAGCUGGGAAUCUCAGAGGGAAAGGUUUUUUGGCAAAGAAUCAAGUGGUCUACACAGCGAGCACAGGUUGAAGAUAUCAGGUCUAAGCUUAUCGUUCACACAUGCAAUCUGAGCCUGUGUAUGAGCCCCAUUGGAAACUCUUCCCUUGCCGAUAUCGAAAAGACAAUGGUACAAGCAAUGAAGGACGAUGAGCACGCUUUGCUCGCCCUCGAAGCUUCUCGUCGCGAUUCAAAUUUGGUGGUCUCACCACUGAGCAUCAGGAGUGGUGUGUCUACGGAUUACGACGAUCUUGUAGACUCAUACUUGUCCCACCAAAUUGUUCCUCGAGUGUCUUCCCUGGCUUCAGGCAGCUCUCAAGGGCAAGAACGUCGAAGUUCCGGUCGGCCUAAACAUACAUCUACAUCAUCUGAGUCUGUAAUGUCCGGAUCUGAUGGCUACUUCUGUGGCGGAACCGCCCCGACAUCACCUUCAACGCAGAGUCGCUCGCAUUCUCAAAGGUUGAUGGAAAGGCUUGAGUUUUCUCGAGCCCUCUACGAAGGCUCUAUUGAUGGCCGCGCGUCUGACAAAAUUCUAUGGGAAAACGCCUCUGAUUUUCAGGAAAGGCAAAGCGUGGGUAAUUCUGACGAGACAUCGUCUGCUGAUUUUGGUCAUGAGAAUGUUAUGGAGGCUGUCACGAGUGCAAUGCAGCACUUACGCCAGAUUCAUCUCCAGGAACAGCUUGCUCGGCCCAUACGAUAUGUGCCGCAAAAUAAAAUGCACAAGCCUGAUCAGGAUACAUUGAAGGUUUUCGAAUCCUCGGUGAACGAGGAGCUUCAGGCCCGAAGACUCAUCGCAAGGGAUUGGCUUCGUAUUGCAACUUGGUGGCUAUUGAAGGCACGCGCUACUCUAGCCAACUGCGGCAAAAAUAACCUAGUUAGUGCUCGAGGUGGUAUGGUUAUGUCGAGUGACUCUAGGUCCGCCUCACAACAGGCUUAUGUUGAUCUCCUUAAAGCCUCGUACCUUCUCUAUGAGAUUGUUCUCAAAGACGAGAGCUCUCCCACUUUGUUGACUGAUGAAAAUCGCAAAACGAUCUCUGAUCUUUCCGAAGGCGUCAACGAUGAGCUUUCUCAGUACUCGUCCUUAGAUAUCCCCGAGCCUUCGAGUUUGUCUGCCCAGAACUUGGAUAUUUGGGAGCCUGUUCAGCCAGAAGAAGUUUCAGAAAGCAGCUUGGAUUUCUUCCGACUCGAAAAUGCACGCUGGGUAGCUGUCAACCAGGAAGAUUCUGGUAGUGAAGAAGAAAGGGUCCUCUUUCGCAUCUUUGUCAAUGCAGGGAUAGGAUCUAAGAAAUUCCGAAUACGCACCAGAGGUGCCCCGUACAUGCUCCUCUUAGCGACCAAGGAUGGCGAAAGUGAGCCCAAAAUCAUUCUCUGCAAUCAGAGUGGCUCCCUUUGCCUCCAGCGAGUCUUUAUACCCGAUGACCUACCACCGCUGAUCAAUCUUGCUAAUGCCAAUAUGACUGGUUCUCCCGGGGCCCGAAUCUCAGAACCAGUACCAUUCAUGUUCGAUAACACAACCGUCUCAAUUUCAUUCCAGUUUGAAGCAGAUUUGGGUCAAUUCAUUCACAUUCCCAAGACCUAUUUUGACGCAGUAUGGCAGAGGGAGCCGAUCGAUUCGAAAGAGUUCACCGAAAGUGUCAUUUUCAAAGGUUCAGUGGAGGUCUUUGAACACCUUAAAACUCCGAACAUGAAGCCCAUGAACCCACCAAUGAUAAUCAGGUCGUGCGAAGUCCGGAUUCUCGAACGGUCAUUUGGCGAAGCUUGGAGCUGUACUCGAAGAAUGGUGAUUAGUCCGUGCGCAGCACAAAGAAACCCACGAUGCAUCGAACUCUUCAUGCCCCAUAGCCGUGUUCAAAUAAAUCGCGAAAAUCUGUCGCGCCAGGUACUUCUGAAGUGGUCCGAUGCUUGCCAAGUACGAUCGAAGACUGAUGGCAACUAUAACGUCCUAUACUCUUACCUUUACGAUGACAGUGCACCAAACAUAGGCGUGGGACUACAUUUCAGCACUGAACAGGGUGCCGAAGACUUCGAACAAGCUAUUAUGGAAAUCAAUUUCAAGCCAGACUUCUCAUGGUCAGAAUCCAGCAGCUCUGGCCGCAUAUAUGAUGUUGUCGACACAGGCACCCAGCACAAGCAGUACAAGGCUGCAGUCAUUUUCCAUAACAGCUCGCCCUGGCGGUAUUCUGACGUCUAUUACCUCUAUCGUGACAUGGACUAUGUUUACCAGCACUCAUCACUCAGCGUCCGAUUUCCUCAUGCCUCCUACACGGAUUAUGUCUCUUCUCAUGUAAACCAGCUCUUCGCUGCAGACAAACCCGUCGUGUUCUCGCAUUGCGAAAAGAAAACAGGACCAGCAAUCAUCACAUUUAACAGCGAGUCUGUCUCGCGUGCGUUUAUGAGCGCCCUUUCUCCAUUGUACGAACUGUCUUACUCAAGGCGAAUUCUUUCACUUUCAACAAAAAGCAAUAUACUGGGAAAGAAAUCCGGCAAAGGUGGCGCUGAAAUCCAACUUUGGCGCAGAGGAAAUAUAACACAGCUUUCUGCGCGUUGGGACGAUGGUGUCCCCAAUAAAUGGCUAACUAUGUCUCUUCCAUCGAAUUGUCCUGACUCUUCGAAGGAAAACACUCGUGUCAAUUUUGCGAAGUUACCGUAUUCUCGUGGAAUAAGCUUGGAUAUGAUGAACAUUAUGGCUCGGACUCCUAAAACCAAUACGCUUGUGGAGCGAGAAGGGGUCAUUUCAAUAGUUUUUCGGACUACUCAAGGUGAUUUUCUUCUCAUAAUUAUCCUGUGCUCUGCUGACUUUCUUUGGGCUCAUAGAUCGAGAAGAAUUCCUGGGUGUUCUCCAGGGAAGACCAAUUUCCUCUACGUUUAG
Molecule: messenger RNA, 3195 nt
Organism: Penicillium longicatenatum
Lineage: Eukaryota; Fungi; Ascomycota; Eurotiomycetes; Eurotiales; Aspergillaceae
Exons: 4
Coding region: 1-3195 (1064 amino acids)
Source: RefSeq, a predicted model, not a curated record